CUUGGGUUCUCUAAAUUACCAGUGUUAUAUUGUAGUUUCUUUUCCUUUUCUCAUGUGCAGUCUCGACCAUUUGGAGUGUCUCUUCUCAUUGCCGGUCACGAUGAGAAUGGCCCAAGCCUAUACUACACUGACCCAUCUGGUACAUUUUGGCAAUGCAAUGCCAAGGCUAUUGGCUCAGGUUCCGAAGGUGCUGAUAGCUCUCUGCAAGAGCAAUAUAACAAGGACUUAACUCUUCAAGAAGCUGAGACAAUUGCAUUGUCCAUUUUGAAACAAGUAAUGGAAGAAAAGGUCACACCCAAUAAUGUUGAUAUCGCGAAAGUGGCUCCAAGAUACCACCUUUAUACUCCUUCAGAAGUGGAGACCGUCAUCAACCGACUAUGAGAAAGCACUAUCAUUUCUAGUCGUCUCCGGUUUUGCCUGCAUUUGACGGGGAAGGUUACUUUUUUGUUUCUGCUUGUGACUUUUCUUUUAUGGAGUUUACUACAAUCUGAUGUUUGUUGGAUAAUUUUACAUCACUUCAUCAAUAUGAAAAAAAUAUAUUUUGUGCUUCGA
Molecule: messenger RNA, 552 nt
Organism: Carica papaya (papaya)
Lineage: Eukaryota; Viridiplantae; Streptophyta; Magnoliopsida; Brassicales; Caricaceae
Source: RefSeq, a predicted model, not a curated record